AAAAAGCGCUUGGUUUGAGAAUCACCGCAGAGAUCUCGUCGUCCUUCUCAGCCCUUUUCAUUUCGGCAAGAAGUGUGUCUCCACCAAACUUCCUGUGUGGCGUCAAGCUCAGCAGUUUGAUCGCGAGCGGUGCGCGCACAGAAGCGCGCCCGCCCGUCUUCUGGUAUCGGAACCUGCGGCCCACAUGUCCAACGCAGCAGUAACCUGCCAGCCCGGCACCGGCGGCUACGGCACCAACGUCGACACGGGACGGUGGAGCACGCGACUCUGCUCCUGCUGCAACGAUUUGUCGACGUGUGAAGUCGGCUGCCUCUGCCCGUGCAUCCUGGGCUGCUACAUGGCCAACAAAUAUGGCGAACACUGCUGCUUGGGCUGCGUGCCCGGCGGCUUGACGGCUUUGAGGACCCACAUGAGGCACACGUAUGGCAUCGAGGGGACAAUUUGCAACGACGCACUCAUGUUGUUUUUCUGCGGCCCCUGCGAGUUGUGCAGAAUGGCCAGAGAGAUGCGCAUCCGCAAUGGAGAAACUUCAGCGUAAUAGCAAAAGAAUGGUGGUCAUCCCCAGAGAAAGGAUUCAGUCAAGACUGGGGGGAGGGGGGGGGUCAACAAAUGAUUAUCUGGGGCAAGGGUUGUCGGUUCACACCCUUAAGAUUCUCUUUGAUUGACUAAAGAUGCAUGUAAAUGAAAUGUCACGUUGGCAACGUGAUCAUAAUAAAGAUUCAUUUGUGUGCUUGAAUGCACUCAAGUACCAACCCAA
Molecule: messenger RNA, 757 nt
Organism: Hippocampus zosterae (dwarf seahorse)
Lineage: Eukaryota; Metazoa; Chordata; Actinopteri; Syngnathiformes; Syngnathidae
Product: cornifelin homolog B-like
Exons: 4
Coding region: 185-538 (117 amino acids)
Cellular component (GO): cornified envelope
Source: RefSeq, a predicted model, not a curated record